CCCGGACAGACUCUUGCAGACGGAGCUUUGCAAAGGCUCCUUUUUUUAUUCUCUUCUGGCAAGAUGUUUGAAAUCACCAGGACCCUUAAUGCUGCCUUAUUGAACAAUGAGAUAAUUAGCACCAUGGAACCGCAGGUGUCAAAUGGUCCCACGUCCAAUACGAGCAAUGGACCAUCGAACAACAGGAACUGCUCUUCCCCCAUGCAAACAGGGGCAACCACAGACGACAGCAAAACUAACCUCAUAGUCAACUACUUGCCACAGAACAUGACGCAGGAAGAAUUCCGGAGUCUGUUCGGCAGCAUUGGGGAGAUUGAGUCCUGCAAAUUGGUGCGGGAUAAAAUCACAGGCACACAAUUCGAGGAAAACUACAAGGAUUUAGCCACUGGCACAAAAUGGAAACCCCUUACUGAAGAGGGCCCUAUCUUUGGGAAAGGGCAGAGCCUCGGGUAUGGAUUUGUUAACUAUAUUGAUCCAAAGGAUGCAGAAAAAGCCAUUAACACUUUAAAUGGGCUCAGACUACAGACCAAAACCAUCAAGGUUUCUUAUGCCCGUCCCAGCUCCGCAUCCAUCAGAGAUGCUAACUUAUACGUUAGCGGCCUUCCAAAAAACAUGACCCAGAAAGAACUGGAACAACUGUUCUCACAGUACGGGCGCAUCAUAACCUCAAGGAUUUUAGUGGAUCAGGUUACAGGUGUAUCUCGGGGAGUUGGAUUCAUCCGUUUUGACAAGAGGAUAGAGGCAGAGGAAGCCAUAAAGGGUUUGAAUGGACAGAAGCCAAGUGGAGCAACUGAACCAAUUACUGUGAAAUUUGCCAACAACCCAAGUCAGAAAACAAGCCAGGCACUUCUCUCCCAACUCUACCAGUCCCCAAGCAGACGUUACCCCGGCCCCCUCCACCACCAGGCGCAGAGAUUCAGGCUGGACAAUUUGCUUAAUAUGGCCUAUGGCGUUAAGAGAUUUUCUCCGAUUACAAUUGAUGGAAUGACAAGCCUGGUGGGAAUGAAUAUCCCUGGGCACACGGGUACUGGCUGGUGCAUCUUUGUUUACAACCUCUCUCCUGACUCAGAUGAGAGUGUUUUGUGGCAGCUCUUUGGUCCAUUUGGUGCCGUCAACAAUGUGAAGGUUAUCCGUGAUUUCAACACCAAUAAGUGCAAGGGAUUUGGCUUUGUUACGAUGACCAAUUAUGACGAAGCCGCCAUGGCUAUUGCCAGCCUUAAUGGAUACCGCUUGGGAGACAGAGUUUUGCAAGUUUCCUUUAAAACCAACAAAACCCACAAAUCUUGAAUUUCUAAUCUAUCUACAUCAUCCUAACAAAUCGUAUCACGAACAAAAAGAAGAUGAAAACAAACUCUUUAUGGCUUAUAACCAACCAUGGACUUUAUAAGCCGAUGUUGCCUAAGUAUUACCAUUGGAUAUCCUGUGAUAAACCGGAAAGGAUUUUAUAAUGCUUAGAAAAAAAAAAUAACAAAAAACUUUGAUGCAUUGAAUGUUCUUUCAUAGCUGUCUUCGUUGAAUAUAAUAUACAUAGAUUACAAUGAGCAGGGCUUUUUUAACCCAGCCGGCUAGUUUUACGCCUUCUUUGAAGGUGGCUGUUUUUAAGAUGACCAUGAGUUCAUUUGAACAAGUAAAAAAAAAAAAUAAUUAAAAAAAACUUGAAAAAAAACAAUUUUUACAAACGUAACAAUAAAGAAAAGAAAAAAGUAUUUUUUUCUUUUCUUUUUCAGCUUUCUUUUAUGUUCACUAAAUGAGUCCUUUCAGAUAAAUGACACCCUCCCCUCACCUUUUCAGUAACCCUUUGAGUGCUGGAAAGAUGCAAAAAAAAAUUCCAGUGUUGAAAGGGAGAUAUGAAAAUGAAACAAUAUGUUUUUGCAAAAAGGGAACAAAAAAAAUAUAACUUUUGCAACCAAUAAUAUUGUUUCUAGGUUUGGUGUUGAAAGGAGAAGUCUGAGGGGGCGACAGGGGUCAGUAUACCUGAUGACGCAAAAUAAUUUAAAUAAACGAACAAUGUUGCCAAAGAGUUGGUCUCUUUGCUGAAAAUGGGUUUCCAGAAAAAAUCUAUUUUUAUAAAAUAUAAAGAAUUUUUACAAGAGAAUCUGGAUUUGAGAAAAAAAAAUAAUAUUUUGACUGGCUAAUUUAGGGGUAAUUGACAUCUUUGUCAUUCAUACUGCACUGGUUACUUUUUAGAGAACAAGACAUGUUUUAAAUUGGAUAGUAGAAUGUUUUUGUUUUUUUUGAAAGAUGGGUAACAAACAGUUAAUAUUCGUAUCUUUUCAUAGCAUGUUACAAAAAAAGAAAAAAAAAACUUUUGAUUAAGGGAGAGUGAUCUUUACAGUUCCCCAAACCACAGUCAAAACCCAAAAAAGCAAGAGGUGCAUUUCAAGAUAAUUUUUCUUUAAGUCAUCAGUACGGGAUAUCAGCAGAACAAAAGAAAACUUAAUUUUUUUUUAAUUAUUAUUAUUUAUUUUAUUUUUUUGAGGGGGGGGCAAUAUCUUCCUUAGUUUGAUUAGUAGGUGCUAUGGAAUCAUUUAUAUAUCUUAGUAUCAUAGUUAAAUGUAAUGUGUUUAGAAAUAACAUAAUCAUUUGCUUUAAAUUUGUUAAGAAUUUCAAAUUCACUUUACAGCCCUUUCUCCAAUAUUUAUAGGGCUGCGUUGGCACAUUUUUAAACACUGUUUUUAAUUUGCUUGCAACAUUUAUUUAUUUAUUUAAUUGCUGGUGUAAUGCAUUGGCCAAAAUCAAAUAUAGCAGGUUUGGCUAGUCUAUUUGUUUACUUACUAUGGGAUGAAGCAUAUUAUUGUGUCAUUUCUUGUGUGUGUAUGUGUAUAUAUAAUAUAAAUAUAUAUAUAAACUUAUUUAUUUUCUUUCUGUUAAUUUAUUAUUAAGUUGUAACAAUUUGCUAGUUUCGUUUGUAUAUGUCUUAAAAUGUUUUCUUAUGAUACUUGAUUGACAAGCGUAUCAAGGUAACGUGUAGAAAUAUUGUUUGAUAUGUUGUCAUGUUUGUCGUGAAUAUUUUUUCUUAAUGCACAGUAGAAAUGAACAGAAAAAUACUGGGUCUUUAUUUUAAUCUGAUGGAUAAAAGAACAGAGCAGAGGGAACAGUUGACAGUCAAGAGAGGCUCUCCCACAUCCAGUGCACUGAUAAUUUUAGUAAGUUUGUGCUCUGUACCGUUAUAUAUUUUAAAAAAUAAAACAAAAUAAAAAACGUUCUGCUCUUCCCUGGGUACUAGGACAGUUACUCGCUAUGCAUAAUCUAGUUGAUAGUUACAAUUUGCUAUUGCUUUCUUGUCUUGUUAUAUGAAAUCUUUUCAAUACAAGUUUAGUCUUAAUGGUAAUAAAACGUUGUUAUGGUUAUAUAUAA
Molecule: messenger RNA, 3357 nt
Organism: Bombina bombina (fire-bellied toad)
Lineage: Eukaryota; Metazoa; Chordata; Amphibia; Anura; Bombinatoridae
Gene: ELAVL4
Product: ELAV like RNA binding protein 4
Exons: 8
Coding region: 64-1287 (407 amino acids)
Cellular component (GO): ribonucleoprotein complex
Molecular function (GO): RNA binding
Source: RefSeq, a predicted model, not a curated record